AUGACGCAAGAUUCUAGUGAUAGCUGUCGUUUCUCCACAGAUCCAUCUAUAACUUCACUUCCUCUCAAAGAUGAAUUUACAAGAGCGCUUGACGGCCUGCCAGUAGGCCAAUCUAAGCCCGAGCUUCAAAUUCCAUCAGUAAAGCACGAAUCCUUAUAUCCAGAGCAGGAUAUGAAGAAUGAAAGCGUCUCAGAAGAAUCUUGUCUUACAAACGAUGAUACGGACCAUAUACAACCCCAUAUGUCCAAUUUCCAGCUCGGAGGAAAUGGGAUCUGCACUGUGUGCCAGGAAUUAUUUGAAACAAUAGCUACAAUGAUUUCCAUGGGGGCCAGGGCGAAUUGUAAUUCCAAAUUCAGACGUCACUACAAAAGCGCCAUGGCAGUCCAAGAAUCUAGUCAAAACGGCUGCAAAGUUUGCACGCUAUUCAUUGAGGCCUAUGGAUUUAAGGCUUUUGCAAAAGACUGUCAAGUGCUGGAAGACGCUAUCGGGAAUAUCGAACCUCUCAAUGUUCCUCAGAUUUACCUGGAUACUCAAAAAAUUCCGUGGACCAUCGCUCUUCGCCUUCGAGACAAGCUGGACCACAACCAGAAGAUGGUACUUAUCGCGCCGGUUGAUGAAGCACCGACAUACGAAAUAAUGCGACCAUCAACGUCAAAUUAUUUACCUAUGGCAAAAGACUGGCUGAAGGAGUGCAUUGACAAACAUGAACACUGCAUUAAACCCAAUCGGCAGGUUCUACCCACUAGAUUGCUAUGCCUCGGUGGGGACAGCAUCCGAUACAUGUACCAAAUGUUCAAGGCAUUCAACUACAAUCUUCAGAAGUGUGUCCCCGAAAAUGAGCUUACGAAGACUUUCCGCGAUGCAAUUUACAUCACUCGAUCUCUGGGACUGGAAUAUCUAUGGAUCGAUUCCUUAUGUAUAAUCCAAGACGACGACCAAGACUGGCUGAGAGAAUCAGCGUUAAUGAGUGGUGUUUACGGAGGCUCUACAAUCAACAUUGCGGCAGCUGAUUCCAUUGACGGUAAUGGCGGCUGUCUCUACGAUGAUAUGGCAAUCAGAACACAGCGCAAGGCAUUUAGGUAUCGUUUGAGGAUGCCAGGUCUGCAAGACAAGAGGCCGUGGGAACUUUCGCCUAUUUAUCUAUAUCCUUACUGCACUAGCUGGAGCCACCUGUCAAGUCGCGCUUGGACUUUGCAAGAGAGGUUUUUGGCACCUCGAACGCUGCACUUCAGCAGGACUGAUAUGCUCUGGGAGUGCCAUGAAAAGGAGGCCUGUAGCCUAUUUCCUGACAGACUACCUCAAGAUCUCCUUUUCCACCAGACCUACAGGAAAAGGGCGUCGCUUGCUUCGAUUUGGCAUCUUUUAGUGAAUCUGUAUUCAGCAGCCAAGUUGACGAGGUACAGCGACAAACUAGUUGCUUUAUCAGGUCUUGCUCAGGCAGUGGAAAGUGAGACGGGGGAUAAAUACGCGGCUGGUAUGUGGAGAAAAGAUUUGGAAAUCCAAUUGUUGUGGUACAGCCUAGGAGAGGAGGUACUAUUUCCACGACCCCCUUACCAAGCACCGACAGUAAGUGCAAAGCACAAUCACUUGACAUCAUCUCACUCACAAAGCAAAAGAACGCUAACUUUCAGAUUCCCUAGUCGGUCAUGGGCAGCACUUAACAAUGCGGUAACCUUUCCAGACGUAUCAGUUCCAGUCGACACAUCCACUACGCAUUUAUACGUACAUGUUCACAGUGUUUACACUCAGCCUACAGGUCCCAGUUCUCUUGGGCAGAUAUCUGGGGGCCUUCUAACACUAUCUUGCUCUGUCUUGAUGCGUGGCACAAGUACCAGCCAUGAUAACUUAGACGCCGAACACCAGGAGGUAUUUGAACAUCAAGCCAGUGCGGUAGCGCUGAGUUUCGGCGGUGACACAACCGUUGCAAGCAUCUAUUGGGAUAUUGAAGAGGACCAUUCCGGAUUGCUCUACUUUCUCCCAAUUGUAGGAAGACCUCCAAGGAGUAAAUCCGGGAGAUUCAAGUCAAUACAAGGCCUAGUGCUACGAAAACAUCUCCAGGCUGAGAAUACUGUACAAUAUUCUCGAUUUGGUAUGUUCGACUUUAGCUUCGAUGUUGGCCUUGAGGACGAAGAUAGGAUAGUACGCAACUACCAAGCUGUCCUAGCUAUUAUGAGGAAACAAAAGCAGACAACACCAAAAUCCGAUUUUGCCAAGACGCUUGAUAGGAACAUGGGAUUUCCUGAAGAAUGUCAAUUUAUUGAAAUCAUCUAA
Molecule: messenger RNA, 2271 nt
Organism: Venustampulla echinocandica
Lineage: Eukaryota; Fungi; Ascomycota; Leotiomycetes; Helotiales; Pleuroascaceae
Exons: 3
Coding region: 1-2271 (756 amino acids)
Source: RefSeq, a predicted model, not a curated record